AAGAAUAGCAGUUACAAUGAAAUAAAAGGAAUAUAUAAAAACAAUAAAGUUCGUAACCCCAUACAUGAGGGCGUUCGUAACCCUAUUCGCAAUAUAUAAGAACAAUGAAGUGGUUUUCAGCCUAGAAUAAGUAGUUGCCUCCUGGGCUUUGGGAAGAUGCCCGAGCGUCUACUUUGCCUUUUGUCUUCCCUCGUCGUCGUGGCACUGACUUCUAGGAACGUUUACACCGUGAAGUUGCAACGUUUCGCUGACGAGAGCGACACAGACGCUGGCGUGAGAGAGGUGAGUACUAUGCAUGAUAAGGACAAAGUACCUGUGCCGUAGUUCAUUUUUUGUAGUUCCGCUGACUGUUGUUCUUCUUAUUGAUUACCACCACUUGUUCUAGUUUCAGAUAGACUCCUCAAAAAAUUAUAAUUCUGAAAUUUUCGUCCAGAUCCGUUCCUCAGAAUACUAUGGGAAAGUAACGCUGGGUGGCCAGGACUUCGCGAUGGUUUUUGACACGGGUAGCGGUAACAUCGUAGUGCCAUCGGUUGAGUGCACCGAUGAAGCCUGCCAGAGACACAGACGUUACAUUACGAAUGGAGAGAUGGACGACGUUACUUGAUUAGGAAUGAUUGGCCAGUAGAAAAUAAAAAACUCUAGUAAACUCAGAAGUGAUAUAAGUAAUUUUCAUUUUGAUUUAGCUAUUUCUGCCGUACUACUAGAAUGUCGAGUAGACGGCUAGUCAUAGUUCUGGAUGCCUGUACCUGUUUUCCUUAGUGGUGGAUGUCAUGGAUGAACUCAUAGCAUCAAAGGAAGUAGACAACCAUGUUUAGUACUGCUAUUCAUGAUCUUGUCGGUCACUUGCUUCUAGCACAUUUCUAAGCCAAAUGCCAGUGAAUCGGCCACCAGCAAGCAACUUGCCUUCGCUGAAGAGCCUGAAACGGAGGUCACACCAGGAAAAGAGCGAGAUAUUGUUACCAUCAGCUACGGCACAGGACAGCUGAGUGGUGUUUUCGUUCGUGACAGGCUUUGUGUCGGAAACGAUAGUGCCGCAGACGGUGCAGAAGAGGCAAAGCUUUGCGCUAUGAUAAAUUUCGUGUAUGGUACGAGGGUCUAAAAAUUUGAAUUUAAAUCACACUCCUCACGUAAAUUGAGACAAAUCCAAAAAGUGAUUUGAUAAGAUUCCUCAGCAAAAUAGUAGUUACUAGCUUCUUGUUUUCGUAGGAUCCCUAACCCAACCUCUCUUCUUGUGAGUUCUUCAUUACCCAGCUGCCUCAGAGGAAACUACGGAUCCCUUUGGGAAGGUCCAGUUCGACGGUAUUUUCGGCCUUGGGUUGCCGGAUAUGAGCGAAGGACCGCACUUCAACGCCGUCGACCGAAUGAUAACCAGCAACUUUUUGCGCGAUAGUGUCUUUUCGAUAUAUCUGCGGAAAGACGAAGACAAGGGAGAGGAAGAGGAGGAUGUUCAUUCGCGGGUGACCCCGUGUCAAGAUCCCAGUUUUGGUUGUGAUAACAGCACAUCGUUUGCUGGAGAAAUCACUUUCGGAGGCUACCGCACACAAAGAAUGUCCAGCGAAAUCAUCUGGGUCCCAGUCUCGCACCCAUCAUUUUGUUAUAGCAUUUUGUUUUUUGCAUCCACAUGAUGUCCACUCAACAAGACACAGAUCCUGAUCUUUGUUUUCCUCAAAUCCGGAUCCGUGUCUUUGCCUCAGAUUGACAAGAUGUUUUCUCCGUAUAAAUACUUAAGUUACCCCUGCUGGGAGGUGCUCAACUUCAUGAUUCUAAGCUCCGCAAGUUGAGAUGGAUGAUGUCGUAUUGAAUAACGUAGUCACUGGCUUAUGCGAUGGCGGUUGUCAGGCUGCCGUAGAUACGGGGACGUCGCUCUUGGCGGGACCUUCCCAUAUUGUCCACGAAUUGACGUUAUGAUCAGCUACUUUUAUCCAUCUCUCUUAGAAGAAGCAUCCUCUCUUUGUUCCCACACAUAGUUGGAAGGAAAAGUCCAAGGGAAACGUAUAAUCUUAUACAAGGGAAAAGGUACGAGGACCAAGAUGAUUGAUAGGAGGGCCACCGAGAUGGAUUUAGGCACAUUCUAACGACGGAAAAACUGAACGUAGCGGCUGACUGUUCCAAUUGGCCAAGCCUUCCAGACUUAGGCUUUUUGUUUGGAGAUACAAUUCUCAACCUGAAGCCGCAGGAUUACGUAGAACGACAUCCAGAAGAAGGUUGCUCACUCGCUCUGAUGGCUCUGGACGUGCCUCCGCCUAAGGGGCCGCUGUUUGUUUUCGGCGAACCCUUUUUGAAGAAAUACUACACCAUCUUCGAUCGCGCGCGACUCUUAUGGUCUUGAUGUUGGGACGGAUACUUUUUCUUUCUUGGUUAGAAAAAGUAGAGCUUUUUGACUCAAUUAAGCAUGUAAAAAAAGUUUGUAGAGCAGGCGGGAGUCUACUCUCAAUUAUUUCUUUUUUGUAGUGUGUGUCAUGAUAGAUACACCGGGACUAGCGCUCAGAAUACACAUCGAAAAGAUCAUUCUAAGACCACGUCUAGGGCUCGCUCUUGCCAAUCACGACAUUAUUGCUGAAGAGACAACAACUAUCACAGCAGACGGAAGUGUGACGGUUCAGGCACACGAGAAUGUGACUAUCAUAACAGAAGGAGACCCACAUCAUGUCGCUCAACAGAGGAGCACUAAAAAAGUGGUAGUAGUAGACGCAGUGGAGCAUUUGCGCGCAAGAGGCCACACAGCGAAGAGGAGACCUACACGGAGACUGAAUGUCCAUCGUAAUCGGAAAACACCGAUUGCAGGGCGAUGA
Molecule: messenger RNA, 2792 nt
Organism: Amoebophrya sp. A25
Lineage: Eukaryota; Dinophyceae; Syndiniales; Amoebophryaceae
Source: the annotation of a GenBank genome assembly